Messenger RNA from Centruroides sculpturatus (bark scorpion), 2831 nucleotides. RefSeq lists its product as uncharacterized. The record is from RefSeq and is a predicted model, not a curated record. The coding region runs from base 1 to 2052 and encodes 683 amino acids. The transcript has 2 exons. Lineage: Eukaryota; Metazoa; Arthropoda; Arachnida; Scorpiones; Buthidae. Gene Ontology annotation, molecular function: RNA-DNA hybrid ribonuclease activity; nucleic acid binding.
AUGAAACAGAAAAGUCUCAUCAUGGGCUCUUCUAAUGAAAUGAAUUUGCUAGAAUUAGCACAUCAUUUAAGACAAGAAUAUUUGUUUGUUUCUUCUGAGAGAGAACACCUCCAACAUCUAAAUGAGAAGGCAGUGGUCGACGAAAUUCAACAUCUGCUGGAGGAUCACAAGUAUGUCCUGGGGGUCAGCCUGGACAUUUCAAAAGCGUUUGAUAGUGCUUGGUGGCCCCUAGUUUUACGUCGUUUAUGUCAGAUAAAUUGCCCUCGUAACAUCUACAAACUAUUAUGUGACUAUUUGAAAGAUCGCAGAGCUAUUUUAUGUUAUGGACAACAUCAGGUCAUCAAACCCAUCACUAAGGGAUGUCCACAGGGGUCUGUCAUAGGACCCCUUUUGUGGAACAUUACAUUCGAUGCUUUUCUUAGUGAGAACUUUGGGCAAACUAGCAGUUAUGCUUAUGCUGAUGAUGUCUUCUUGCUGCUGGGGGGCCGGUCUAGGUCUGACCUCGAGGGUAAUGCCAACAACAUGCUUCAGCAUGUCAGCAAUUGGGGUGUAAAGCAUAAGCUAUAUUUCAAUCCUGUUAAAACCAAAGCAAUAGUGUUUAAUAAAUCAGGUCAUCCCAAUCUGUAUCGACGUCCUCCGCACAUCAAGAUGCAGGGCAAUACAAUUAAAGUGGAACAGACCCUAAAAUAUCUUGGGGUUAUUUUGGACUUCCGCCUGUCCUGGGAUAGGCAUAUUGACUACAUUACAAACAAGACUGGAUUAGUUAUGCAGUCUUUUUCGCAGGUGGCCCGGAGAGACUGGGGCCUCUCUAGCGACGCUAUGUCUAUAAUUUAUGAUAGUAUCUACAUACCGGUGAUUACCUACGCGUGUGGCACUUGGGGGUGGGCCACACGCAAAGUUCAUCCUAAAAGAAAGCUCGUCUCCUCCCAGCGUCGUGCCUUAUUACUCAUCACAAGAGCAUAUAAAACAACUAGUAAUAGUUCCCUCCAAGUCCUGGCAAAAAAGCCACCUAUAGACACCUAUAGACUUUCUAUCCUACAAAAGCGACGACUUCGACAAUUAAAAUGGGGAGGCACAGUAGAGAUUACUUCGUGCACCAUUAAUUAUAAUGACAUCGAGUGGCCUUCCUCUUUUAAAGAAACUCGCUCACCAGGAGAAACUUCUGUAUGCAAAUUUACCAGUUCUGAGAAUGCCGAUAUACACGUAUUCACGGACGGCUCUCGUAUCAAUGAUAAUGUUGGGAGUAGUUUUGUCGCUUAUAUAAAUAAUAUUGAGGUCCACCACCAAAUGUACAGACUUGACAGCAGGUGCACCGUGUUUCAAGCCGAGCUAUAUGCUAUAGGGAUGGCCAUUGACUACAUUAAUCACAACUACAGUAAUAUUCAUGUGCACAUACACACUGAUUCUCGGUCAGCUCUAGAUCUGCUGCAGAGCAACAAGUUACAUCCUCUGGCUGAUUACAUUAAAAAUGCAACCCAAUCUUCUGAAUGCACCUUUACCAUCACAUGGAUAAGGGCUCACCAGGGAGACACUGGAAACGAGAGGGCAGACUCCCUGGCUAAGGAUGCAGCCUUGAACGGUUCUUUACAGAUCACCUAUAACAAGAUCAGCCUGCGAUCGUUACACCACCUUCUCUGGAAUGACACAAUAGAACUUUGGCAAAACACUUGGAAUCAUAACUCUGAACAUAUCACCUACAAGUUCAUCCCAGAUCUUAGACAAUUUUUAAAAACAAAUUGGCAUACUCCAGACUACUGUACAUUGCAAAUCUUUAGUAACCAUGGAAAAUACGCGAGCUAUCUUGCUCGUUUCACAAACAGAUCUUCUGAGCGAUGCCCAAUUUGUGACACAGAAGACGGUGCCUUACAUUAUCUAUUUGAUUGUGUCAUCUUAGACCGUGAUCGUCUCGAACUGCAACUCCUCCUACAAGAACUUGGUGUUAUGUGGCCCUGUCACCCUUCGGAUAUCUGGCACACUAAAGAAAUCUUCUACGCCUUCAGGAAACUGGCAAGGCAAAUCAACUUUGUCACGCACAAGAUUAUUAACAGUUAACUCUUCUUGUACUUGGACAUUUCCAUUUGCUUGUUUCUCACAUGUAUAUUGUUCACUCCUACACGCGUUAAGAUUGUCUCGAUAGAAUUAAUUUAUCUGUAUUUUAAUGUUACAUUAAACAUGUCUGUUUGUCCUCCCUGUAUGUUCUACACGCGACAAGAACUGUCGCGUUCCUUAAUUCAAUUUGUUUUUCUCUUUUGUUGUUAAAAAUCUAUGUAUAAUGUCUUUCAGUUUCGAUGUAUUUAUCUUGUAUAUUACUGCUAAUUUUGAUGUUCUUCCUCCCUGGUAAUGCCUAAAGCAGGACCAGGGCAUGUACAACUCAUUCAGUACGAAUAAAUAAAUUGAUUGAUUGAUUGAUUGUCUGAAUCUGGACAUGAAUUGGGGAAACCUCUUGUGGCUGGUCAGUAUUUGUGUCAUAAGCCUAUUGCAGCACACCAGAGUGAGGCCAACUACAGGCACGAAGGCGUAGGUUGGCCUGCCUAACGUACUUUGAGUCCAGAGCUCUUGCCAGUUGGUCAUUGAUCGUUUCAGCAAAGUACCUUUAAUGUAAGUAGUCGAGGGUCCCACCGUCCUCAUUACAAAUGGGGCGCUAGCUCUCUCAAGUUGUAGCAAGAAGUGCUACAACUCUGAUACGAAAAACUGUAGUAUUCAUUUCACCUGAAGAUGGUAUCUAUACGUUACUGAAAGUACUAGUGAACUUUUUAUAUUUAUAUUUUAAUAAUUCACUGUGGUAAUGCCACAACACAUAAGUGAUUUUACAAUAAUUCAAUACAUGUGUU